This is a messenger RNA of Ceratitis capitata (Mediterranean fruit fly), 638 nucleotides long. RefSeq names its product mitochondrial import inner membrane translocase subunit Tim8 (gene Tim8). The transcript has 2 exons. NCBI's taxonomy places the organism in Eukaryota, Metazoa, Arthropoda, Insecta, Diptera, Tephritidae. Bases 115 to 384 code for a protein of 89 amino acids. The record is from RefSeq and is a predicted model, not a curated record.
UGUGGAACAUAAUGCGAUUGAGGUUAUAUAAAUUUUUGAUUAGAAACUUGUAAAGAGAUUGGUGAAAUUUAGUUCUUGUGUUUAAGGUGUUUUGCUUAAAUUAAAGUAGUAAGGAUGUCUGAUUUUGAUUCACUUUCGUCGGCCGCCAGUGACAAAGAACUUCAGGAGUUCUUAAUGAUUGAGAAACAAAAGGCUCAAGUGAACGCGCAGAUACAUGAGUUCAACGACAUUUGCUGGGAAAAGUGCAUCGGUAAACCAGGAUCAAAACUGGACAGUUCAACAGAAACAUGUUUAAGCAAUUGUGUUGAUCGUUUUAUUGAUACAUCUUUACUAAUCACGCAACGUUUUGCACAACAUUUACAAAAACGGUCUGAGGCUUUUUAAAAUAAGUGUGUAACUCUUUCGACUUUUGAGUUGAAAUUAAACGAACCAAUACUAUAUUUCGGUCAUCUACACUGUGUAUAUUAAUCAACUAUUAGACUCUAAAUGAUUAUAAAAAAAUACUGCUUUAUCAAAAUAAAAUUGCACAGAACUGGCUAUAAACCACUAGUUGAAGGAAGAAACCAAUUAAAUGAGGGGUUUUUAUUUAAAACUUUGUUAUAUUUUAAUUCAAAAUAAAAAUUAAAAUGUACAGCUUA